Coffea eugenioides is the source of this 1484-nucleotide messenger RNA. Its product is annotated as UDP-glycosyltransferase 74B1-like. Lineage: Eukaryota; Viridiplantae; Streptophyta; Magnoliopsida; Gentianales; Rubiaceae. The transcript is spliced from 2 exons. The coding region runs from base 82 to 1464 and encodes 460 amino acids. The record is from RefSeq and is a predicted model, not a curated record. Gene Ontology annotation, molecular function: UDP-glycosyltransferase activity.
UUGGACAUUUUUCCAAUUCUCUCAACCCGACAUUUUUCCUCUUCUCCUUUCUCUUCUAGCUAACACAGAAUUACAAGGCAGAUGGAGAAUUCAAGGGGUCAUGCUGUUGUGCUCACGUAUCCUGCCCAAGGCCACAUUAACCCUCUUCUCCAAUUUGCCAAAUGCUUAGCCUCCAAAGGACUGAAAGCCACCUUUGCCACUACCCCCUACACAGCUAAAUUCAUCACUGCAAAAGGUGUACAAGUCAUGCCAAUCUCUGAUGGCUUUGACGAUGGAGGAUUCAGGGAUGCUCCCAAUGUUGCAGACUACCUUGAAUCAUUCAAAACAGUGGGUUCAAGGACUCUAACUGAGCUCAUCUUGAAGCUGAAUCAGUCUAGUGAUUCACCUGUCAAUUGCCUUGUCUAUGAUUCAUUGCUUCCUUGGGCCGUCGACGUGGCAAAAAAGUUAGACAUUUUUUCUGUUGUGUUGUUGACAAAUUCUGCCUCUGUUUGUUCUUUGUAUUGGCAAAUCCACAGAGGAUUCCUCCCCUUUCCUGUUGAGAAAGAUAAAGUUCCUCUAACCAUCCCUGGACUUCCUCCACUUGGGCUUGACGAGUUGCCUAGUUUUCUUGCUUUCCCUUCUCAUAAUUCUGCAUACUUGGAAUCAAUCAUGAGGGUAUUCGCAAGGCUGGAUGAAAAUGACUGGGUUUUUGCUAAUUCAUUUGAGGAUCUGGAAAAUGAGUUGGCUAAGGCCCUGACAGGACUUUGGCCAGUACAAAUGGUUGGACCAAUGGUACCAUCCGCAUAUGUAGAGGGGCCAAUAGCAGGAGACUCAGAUUAUGGAGGCAGUCUGUGGAAGCCAAGUGACCACUAUUUGAAAUGGUUAGACGAAAAGGCACCAAAAUCUGUGGUUUUUGUGUCAUUUGGGAGCAUGGCAGAUGUUGAAAUCAAGCAAAUUGCAGAAAUUGCCUGUGGCUUAAAAGGCAGCAACCAUCACUUUCUUUGGGUAAUCAAAGACUCUGAGCAAGAAAAGUUGCUUACUGAAUUUCUACAAUCAAAUGAUGAAAUGGGAUUUGGAAAAAUUGUGAAGUGGUGUAAUCAGCUGGAGGUUUUGGCUCACAAAUCCGUAGGGUGCUUCAUGACACAUUGUGGUUGGAACUCAACACUUGAAGCAGUAAGUCUUGGGGUGCCUAUGGUGGCAUUGCCACAAUGGAGUGAUCAGCCAACAAAUGCCAAAUUUAUUGAAAGUGUUUGGAGGGUAGGAUUGAGAGCUAGAAGGGAUGAGAAAAUGAUUGUUACAAGAGAAGAAAUUGAGAGGUGUGUAAGAGAGGUUUUGGUUGGAGAAAAAAGUGAUGAAAUUAGGAUUAAUGCCUCUAAGAUGAGAGAGCAAGCUAAAAGGGCAGUUUGUAAUGGUGGGAGCUCAGAUAUUGCUAUCAACAAUUUUGUUGAAGUGUUGAUGAAAGGGAAGGGAACUAAGCUUAAUUAAUCAGAUAUCAUAUAACAUCA